AUGUGUGCAGAGGCAGUGACGCCGCCGCUGCGCGUGGAGCUGCGCCUCCAGCUGGCCGUGCUGCGGGCGGUGAGCGCGUGGGCGCCGGGCGGGUGGCCGGCUCUGCGCCACGUGUACCACGCGUACACCGGCUGCGUGGUGGCGCUGCUGGCGGCGCUGGUGGCCGCCCAGGGCAUGGCGGCGCGCCACUUCUGGGGGGACAUGCUCAGCGUCGCCAUGAACGCCUGCCUCAUCUUCACCUACCUCGCGGCCGCCCUCAAGGCCGUCGCCUUCGUCACCAUGCGCCACUUCGCAGACACACUCGUCCACGACAUCAACAGGGGUCUGCAGGAAUUCGGGGAAUCCUACAGACAGGAGAAAGAAGCGGUGUAUGCGGCGUGUGCGCGCCAGAGCGUGCUGCUGACGUGCGUCCACGUGGGCAUGGGUGCGGUGGUGCACGUGUGCUGGCUGACGCUGCCCGCCACCAAGGUGGCCGCCUGCCAGACCGUCGAGUGCCGCGUCAAGGAGGGCCUGCCCGCGCUCGUCUGGUUCCCCUUCCCCUUCACCGAGCCGCCCUUUUACGAGGCUGUGUACGUGGGCGUGUCGCUGGCGCUGUUCUACGGCUACAUCCUGACCACGAUGUUGGAUGGCUUCUUCUUCACGCUUAUCAUCUAUACUGCGGGCCAGCUGCGAGUCCUCAACCUGAUGGCCACCCGCUUGUGCGACCCUGAGCCAGGCUCCAAGGUCUGCACUGACCAGCAGCUGCAGCGGCGCAUGGCGGAGGUCGUCCAGUGCCACACUCACAUCGACAGGUGUGUGCAGCGGCUGAGCACCCUGCUCGGUCCAAUCCUGCUGGGGCAGUUCCUUUCAGACAUCCUCACCAUCAGCAUCACCGCGUUCGUUGCUACAGCUGCGAAGACGGAUUCGGAGUGGCUGUUCAAGUACGGGUCGUACCUGUCCGCAAUAUCGGAGCAGCUGCUACUCUACUGCUGGCUGGGCCACGAUAUCCUCACAGAGAGCGAGCGCCUGCAGGAAUCCGCCUACAGCAGCGACUGGACGGCCGCCUCGCGCCGCCUGCGCGGCCAGCUGCGCGUCUUCCUCUGCCGCGCCCAUCGCCCGCUGCGGCUCACCGCCAGCAAGUUCUACACCAUCUCUAGGGACACCUUUCUGAUGGUGCGUGCUGAUGAACGCGUCUUUUUCGUACUACGCUGUGCUGAGGCAGCUGAAUGGAGACUGAUGAAGCAGGCGCCGGACCUGGGGCGACGGAACCAGCAGCAGACAACUCACUGGACGCUCGGAGGCUGCACCAUCACCCUUAUGUACCUGCUGUGA
This is a messenger RNA of Schistocerca serialis cubense, 1311 nucleotides long. Its product is annotated as odorant receptor 83a-like. Gene Ontology annotation, cellular component: plasma membrane. Lineage: Eukaryota; Metazoa; Arthropoda; Insecta; Orthoptera; Acrididae. The coding region runs from base 1 to 1311 and encodes 436 amino acids. Gene Ontology annotation, molecular function: odorant binding; olfactory receptor activity. The transcript is spliced from 7 exons. The record is from RefSeq and is a predicted model, not a curated record. Gene Ontology annotation, biological process: sensory perception of smell; detection of chemical stimulus involved in sensory perception of smell.